Messenger RNA from Capsella rubella, 1114 nucleotides. RefSeq names its product putative S-adenosyl-L-methionine-dependent methyltransferase MAV_4873. The transcript is spliced from 7 exons. Gene Ontology annotation, molecular function: methyltransferase activity. The record is from RefSeq and is a predicted model, not a curated record. NCBI's taxonomy places the organism in Eukaryota, Viridiplantae, Streptophyta, Magnoliopsida, Brassicales, Brassicaceae. Gene Ontology annotation, biological process: methylation. Bases 46 to 981 code for a protein of 311 amino acids.
UUUAGCUUCUUCCAUCGCCAUCCAAAGUCAACGACAUUAUUACGGAUGCAGAGUCUAUGUGUUCCUUCUCCUCUGCACUUUCCGGCCACCGCACUCCGUCGCUGUCGGACUCCGACGUCCGCCGUUCGUUUGGUGAGAGCAGAGCGCAGGGAAGAGAACGACCCUUUGAUUCAAUCAGCUCUAGAUUCAGCUUCUCUUCGUCUGAGAGAAACCAAUCGAACAGCGCCUCUCGUCAUCGACCCUUAUGCCGCUUGCUUCUUACCUCCUUACGCAAAGAAGGAAUUGGACAUCCAUGAACAACAACAUUACUGUCUUGCAACAAAGUUUAUCGAUGACAAGUUGUUAGAAAUAGCUAAACGCAUUGAUGGGCUAAAGCAGGUUGUCUUGUUCACAGAUGGCAUGGAUACUCGACCUUAUAGGCUUAAUUGGCCAACUUCGACUAUGAUCUUUGAUGUAUCACCAGAAAAGGUUUUUGAAAUUGCAUCUGACAAGCUUCAAGGUGUGGGAGCUAGGAUUCCUAAAGGUUGCUUAUUCUUUCAUAUACCCGUGGAACCAGGGAACAUAGAGCAACACUUACGCUCAAAAGGGUUUAGUGGGAAUCGGCCGAGUAUAUGGGCACUGCAGGGCUUACCUCUUGAGUCACAAUCAGGAUUUGAAGCUAUUCUAUCUGCCAUUAGUAGCUUGGCCAUGAAUGAAUGCUAUCUAAUUGGAGAAUUUCCUACAAAUAUUACACUCCAGCCAGAUUUGACAAAGUGGAUGGAAAAACUGUUCAUGAGCAAUGGUUUUAGGGUGAAAAUUGUUAACUAUGAAGAGAUUGCUGUGAGUUUAGGCGUUGUUUUACAUUCACCAGUAGUAAACCAUGACUCCGUUCUAUUUAUCGCACAACAGCUCAAGUUCUCAGAUGAUCAGAUGGAAACAUGGAGACGAGAAUUUCAAAGAGUGGAAGAAGAUGGAGAUGAACAAGGAUUUGAAGAACUCUAAUGAAGCAAACAAAACGUAUUCUUUUAUAAAUAAGACAGAUUACAAAGCAAAACAUUUUCUCUUUCGGAUCAAAAUUUGGGUCUAAACAAGUUUGAGAAUACAAAAAUCUUGGAGCUAAUUAAGCUUUGGUCUU